UCAAGGCGACGCUUGCCCCGGGGAAGCCAUUGGUUGUGAGAAAAUAAUACGCUCCCAGCAGAAUUCUCCGAGCUUGACUCGCUGGAAUCCUCCCCAGAUCGCAAGGUAGACAUCAGGGUCGCUCUUCCAACUCUCGCAGCGAUGAAGUUCCGGAAUAUCCCCGCGCAUUAUUGGAAUGAAGAUAUCGAGAUAUGGCCAUACGGCGACUUAUGUCCCUUGCUGCAACCUUGCGAUCGAUGCGGAUUCUAUUAUCCUUGCUACUUCUUGUGCACGAGCGGACACGUCAUAUGCCCGAAAUGCGAAGCAAAAAGCGAAACCCCCACCGUUCAAAAUUCAUGCAGCACAUGUCGGCUCCCGUCGUGCAAGGUCGUUGUCCCGAUCGAUCUCAUAAUCAAUAUGGACUUCUGCUGCGGAUGCGGAGUUGUGGGAAUUCUACUGGAGUUGAAAACUCAUCUCGAAUCAUCGGAAUACACUCAAGCCUGUGAUAUUGAGCCGGAACCUGAGGAUCAGCUCAUGGUGAUCCAUGAACGAGAUUUCAAACAUCUCGAGAUGAUCUUCACUGGGAUGCGAUCCAACAUCCAGACACGACUCGAGAAGGUUCGGGGAAUCGUGGAGCAUUUCGGGAUCGAACUGGUUCCAGGAAAGUCGAUCCCGAAGAUCAAGAAGAAAAUUGAAGCUUUCGACGCUGAAACGCUGGAGCUGCUCGAAAGAUAUCGAACGCUCAAAGGCAUAAACGAUCAGAUCCGACCCAUCGUCGACAUAGUUCGCACACCGGCCAUCCACAAAACGUUUUCCAUCGAAAACGUCAUGCGAGGGAGAGACGAAACGGUGUACAUCGAAACUUCAACGAUGAGGAUUUUCCUGACCCUGACGUUGAACAAGACCGGCAACGCAGAUCUCAAGGUCAGCGGCUGCGUUCGCAACACUAGUCGCUCACCUACCAACAUGAUUGAGAAAUGCGUUGUCAUUCGGCACCACGAUCAGAACGGCUACACCCUGAAAGAAGUUUCGGUCAAACCAUUCCCCAAUGGAGUGUUCCACUGUAACGUAGCGGCCGAAGGGUCUCAGAAGCAGCGGCAAGUUGUUGAGCAGAGGCAAAUCACGGACUUCAUCGAUUGUGUUCAACUUUUCGGACCCGCGGUGCUCCUGAGCGAUUUGAUUCAUAUUUCGGCUCGUUUGCAUGCUUGAGCCCUCGACGGUCACAUCCUGAUGAGAAGUAGCAUUUCUACAAAACCGUUUUAGCUCUCCGUUUCGCCGACUGCGGGCUCCGCAGAAUAGAGGCGAACCUCUCAAUCCAAUUCCGUCUCUCAAGGAGGGUGAGGGGCGAGGUGUCCUUCUCGUCGAGGGUCGAAUAUCACCUCGGCGAAUAUUCAUCACGACCGACAGUAUUGACGAGAGAUACCAAGACGAUGAUGUCUGCUGCCGACACCCAGCUCUCGUUUCUGAAUUAGAAUAUGAUCAGAUCAGUAUAUUGUUUCAAUUCACCACCUGACGAAUGACAGCGAAGAAUAAAUUUCAGCUUGUGCCAA
Galendromus occidentalis (western predatory mite) is the source of this 1529-nucleotide messenger RNA. RefSeq lists its product as uncharacterized. Lineage: Eukaryota; Metazoa; Arthropoda; Arachnida; Mesostigmata; Phytoseiidae. The transcript has 2 exons. The coding region runs from base 142 to 1188 and encodes 348 amino acids. The record is from RefSeq and is a predicted model, not a curated record.